ACGGCUCUUCUUGGGAGGCGGAGGGAGGUUUGAAAUGGCCGGAAGAGCUCGGGCUGCUCCGCGCCCCGGAGCGGCCGGGGCAGGCGGCUCCUUCCGGCCAGGUGCUGAGGGCGGAGAUGGCGACCAAGCAGCUGGCCCGGCAACUUGGAUUAAUUAGAAAAAGUUCCAUAACUUCCUCAAAUGGCAAGAAUCAGACUAGAACCAAGUCAAGUAAGUGGGCAGUCGUUUGACUAUUUAAUUAUUAUUGACUUUGAGUCUACAUGUUGGAAAGAUGGUAAACGUCAUUACAGCCAGGAAAUAAUUGAAUUUCCAGCAGUUUUGUUAAACACUUCAACUGGAGAGAUUGAAUCUGAAUUCCACAUGUACGUCCAGCCUGAGGAACAUCCAAUUCUUUCUGAAUUUUGUACUGAACUAACUGGCAUAAAGCAGAAUCAAGUUGAUGAAGGGGUUCCUCUCAAUAUUUGCUUAUCACAAUUUUCUAAGUGGAUUCAAAAGAUACAAAAGGAGAAGAAAAUAAUUUUCAAUUCAGAUGUUUCAAGCCAUUCUGUUUCUGAAGCAAAAUCAAGUACCUUUGUUACUUGGUCAGACUGGGAUCUGGGGGUUUGUUUGCAGUAUGAGUGCAAAAGGAAGCAGCUGCGAAAACCUGAUAUUUUAAACUCUUGGAUUGAUCUCAGAGCAACAUACAAGCUCUUCUACAAUAGAAAGCCAAAAGGACUAAAUGGUGCUUUACAGGAUCUGGGGAUAGAAUUUGCAGGACGGGAACAUUCUGGGUUGGAUGAUUCUCGGAAUACUGCCCGUCUUGCUUGGAGGAUGAUCUGUGAUGGAUGUGUGAUGAAAAUUACUAAAUCUUUGGAUAAGGUACAUCCAAAGAAGAAUUCAGUGUCCAGAUCUUUGAAUGUGAACCCCACUGAAGAGAAUCCACUGGGAAGUGAUGAUGGUGCUGAAACUUCAGCUAAAGAUAGAAUUUGCAACAGCAGCUGUCUAGCUGAGAAUGAACAUAAUAAAAUUGAUAAAAUGGUUAUAAACUCCAAUGUAAAGGGAAAAGACCAGCAAGAGUCCAGUUCUACAAGUUCCUCUGCAAAUGUCCAUAUUGGAUCUAGAAUCAGUACAAAGAUUGAUGGAUGUGGUCAAACCCAAAGCUGCUUACCUCCACGUAUUGGCAGACUUCCUGUUCCCUUUGGACAACUACAGGCUUCUCAUUGUAAUUUACUGACGGGCAUCCAGAAUGGAUUAAAUAAUGGACAUCUUAUUUCUACUUCCAAGUAUAGUUCUUCAGUACUUGGUUCAGGGCUAGUGCUUGUCUCCACUACUAUUUCCUCUGUUAAUAUCUCUAAUGUAGAUAUAAGUACUAGUUCUGAUUGUUUAUCUAUGUUGGCUGAUUGGGAAGAUGUAGCUUUAAUACCAGAAUCACAGCAUGAAGAAAAUACAGACUCUGUGAAGCUUAAAGAUGACCCAGAUGCAAAGACUUCAUCAGUCUCUGGAGAAGGGAUGGUUUUGAAAGAACCAGCUAUGAAGAAUUCAGACUUUGAAUGUUUGGAGCAACGUAAUGAACAUUUGGAGGCUUCUAAGUCUAUUGUGUACAAAAGUCCUAAUACUACUAUCUAUGAUGUAGGAUUAGCCCAAAGGCAAGCCUUAAAUUGUUCUGCUUUUAAGUUACCAUCUGCGAAGGUAAAUGCUACUUUAUCAAGUACAGUAUUAACUGGAAAUCAUUCCACCCCUUUCUCUCAGACUCCUAAGAGGAAACCAUCUAGUCCGAAAACUUUACCUCCAUCAAAAAAACAGUCAUUCACUGUACAUGAAGAUGAAGCUGCAUCUUCUGAUCAGCCCCUAUCUUUGAGAAAUUCAAGUUCAUACAAAGUGCCUACUGUUAUCUUAAACUCCACAGUUUGCCUGAAUCAAUCUUUAAAAGCUGUGAAAAGUGACAAACUAACUCCACCCUUAUGUAAUUGUGGUCGAAGGGCUAAAAGACUAAAUGUGUCCAGUGCUGGUCCAAAUCAUGGCGAAGUAUUCUACAGUUGUCCUGUUGGAAAACAUGAAGGGAAGAAGAGAGGCUGUGGAUAUUUCAAGUGGGAGCAUGUACUUCUAAAGGAAAAAUCCACUAAUGCUAUUUCUACUCUUUCCCCCACUGCAGCUGGUUUAACAUCUCCUGGAAUAAACUCAGAUUCUUCAGGAAAUUCUCACAGGAAAUAUCCGGGUCUCAGACCUUCUAUGAGAACUUGAAUGUUAAUUAAUUUUUGUCCAAAUCUUAACAUAUGCUAAGUGUUCACUCAUACUACGAAAAAAAUUAAGCAAAUGAUGCCACAGAUUUCAAUUUUAUGAGGAUUGGGCAUAAGUGACAUUGCUGGGCUUACUUCAGAUCAAAAUGGAACUCGUGAAGCAUAAGUGGAGACAGUCAGACAUUAAUAACUUGAGAAUUUGAGGAGGUUAGCGUGACUAACAUGAAAGUAUAAGCAGCUGGUAUCCCAAGUUUUAAUAUUUUUAUUCUCUCAUCAGGUAUUUUUAUUCUCUCAUCAGGUAUUUUAGAUUUUUUUUUACCAGCCCAAUCCUUAAAUAUUAGUGUUAGUGAUAAAAAUUUUGUUUAUGCGACUACAUUUUCCUAAAAAUACAUCUGUAUAUAAAUAACUCUUUACAAUGUAUGCAUAUAUCUUUAACUCUCUGUCUAAGAAAUGAUACUUGAAGCAGUAAUGAUGGUUUUUAAAUUAUUUUAUAUAGUCUUUAUUACUGAAAUGAAAUAAAGAUAAACGUACAUUCCUGUGACAUUUUGAGUAAAUAAACUUAAAAGUACCAUAGCAAAAAUGUUAA
Molecule: messenger RNA, 2802 nt
Organism: Chrysemys picta bellii (western painted turtle)
Lineage: Eukaryota; Metazoa; Chordata; Testudines; Emydidae
Gene: ERI2
Product: ERI1 exoribonuclease family member 2
Molecular function (GO): zinc ion binding; nucleic acid binding; 3'-5'-RNA exonuclease activity
Source: RefSeq, a predicted model, not a curated record